UGAACCCUAUAUUCAUCCCUGAAUCCACUCCUCUCUCGUUUCUUUUUAAAGAAAAGUCUCCUCUGCCCCCGCCACUUCUCUCUCAUGUCUUCUUCCUCUUCCCCCCAACUUUCAAGGAUCUCUUAUCAUUUCUUUUCUCCACUUCUUCUUCUCUCACAUUCUCCCCCUCUUUCCCUUUUCAUCAUUUCACAACCCCUUUUAGCUGCUCCGCUUCUCUCUGCACACACUCACACACACCAUGGCGAAUGCCUCAUCUGGAAUGCAAGUGGAAGAUGAUUGCAAGCUCAAGUUUUUGGAUUUAAAAGCAAAAAGAUGCUACCGAUACAUUAUUUUCAAAAUUGAGGAUCAGGAAGUGGUGGUGGAGAAACUCGGGAGCCCCAACGACAGCUACGAUGAUUUUCAAGGCUCUCUUCCCGCUGAUGAGUGCCGUUAUGCUGUCUUUGAUUAUGAUUACACUUCGACUGAGAAUGUCCCCAAAAGCAAGAUUUUCUUCAUUGCUUGGUCACCGGAUACCUCCAGGGUGAGAAAUAAGAUGGUGUAUGCAAGCUCUAAGGAUAGAUUCAAGCGGGAGCUGGAUGGAAUUCAAGUCGAGAUGCAGGUCACAGAUCCCAGUGAGAUGAGUCUGGACAUCAUAAAAGGACGUGCCAUUUAAAAAAUUGGGCGAAACUAUUGAGUUUUUACUUUAUUCUCAGCUGCCAUGCAACUGUAGCGGCAUAUUAUGGUUGGAACAUUUGUAUUUUUUUUUCCUUUUGGCCUAUGUUGAUUAUACAAAACCAUGUAGCAGAACUAAUGCGAUCUUUUGAUUAUUUCUUUUGUAAUGUUCAAGACACUUCAGUAUUGUCUCAUUGAUCUUGCACAUAUAUAUUAUACAAUACUUUAAUUGCUUGACUAAA
Daucus carota subsp. sativus is the source of this 893-nucleotide messenger RNA. RefSeq names its product actin-depolymerizing factor 12-like. The record is from RefSeq and is a predicted model, not a curated record. Lineage: Eukaryota; Viridiplantae; Streptophyta; Magnoliopsida; Apiales; Apiaceae. The transcript has 3 exons. Gene Ontology annotation, molecular function: actin filament binding. The coding region runs from base 239 to 652 and encodes 137 amino acids. Gene Ontology annotation, cellular component: cytoplasm; actin cytoskeleton. Gene Ontology annotation, biological process: actin filament depolymerization.